Neodiprion fabricii is the source of this 2896-nucleotide messenger RNA. RefSeq names its product homeobox protein abdominal-A homolog. Bases 1246 to 2436 code for a protein of 396 amino acids. Gene Ontology annotation, biological process: negative regulation of transcription by RNA polymerase II; anterior/posterior pattern specification. The transcript is spliced from 3 exons. Gene Ontology annotation, cellular component: nucleus. The record is from RefSeq and is a predicted model, not a curated record. Gene Ontology annotation, molecular function: DNA-binding transcription factor activity, RNA polymerase II-specific; RNA polymerase II cis-regulatory region sequence-specific DNA binding. Lineage: Eukaryota; Metazoa; Arthropoda; Insecta; Hymenoptera; Diprionidae.
GCCGAAGGCCUUUGACUGACAGGCGGCGUGGCACUGCAACCCUGUCGGUUCGCGCGCUCUCCGAGAGCAACACGACGACGAGCUGACGGUGAGCUCUCUACCGAGGCCUGUGUGAGUCCCACGACUCGUACACCACCGCGGUGCUUCGACGGAGAGGGCAGAGUGUGUAGAUAAGGAAGGAGGCAGAGAGAGAGGGAGAGAGAGAGAGGGAGAGAGAGAGAGCGAGAGUAACGGAGCGAUAGUGAGCGGGUGGGAAGGCGAAGGAGCGAGAGGGAGCGAGGCGAGAGACCGAGACCCAUUCAUCUUGGCGCGCCUAGCUCGGCUUCCAUUGGCCCCUGCUGGGUAAGGACGCCCGCUGAUUGGCCACCUCUGUUUACCAGCUGUGCCGGGUUCGGAGAGAGGGGACCGUGAGACAAGCGGCGCCAUUAUUGUAAGGGGUUACAUUUAGUUGGCCGUGGCGUAGUACGCCGGGUUCGGGAUAGGGGGCUAUAGUACCUUCAUGCAUGGCCCAUAAAGGAUUCGUCGACUAUCCGAGAAGAACGCAAGAAACUGCUUCCACCAUCUGACAGGCCACGCUCUCCUUUCGUGCUCUCGGUACUCCGCCAGCUACCCGUCGGCCACGGAUCAACAAUACCUACCGGCGGUCAGCUGGGCUCGUCCGGCGAACUGUAAUCAACGCACAAACGCGAUACGAGGCGUUCGCACGACGAGAUUGUUCCCGAUCUCGCGACAGAGAGACGGGAAGGGAAACGAGAGCGAGCGAGAGAGGGAGAGAUACAGGGGUGUGCAGGUGCGCGCGGGAUUCGGUUUCGAUCGUCGUGCAUGCUACGUUUCGCGCCUGAAGCUUGCGAGAACGGCCGGAGCUGGUCGAGGCUUCGAAGAUCCCGCGGAUCCGCGAAUGACGGAAAUUCAUCUGGUUGUUGUGCGUGGUGUGACAAGUUGCGUUUGUAGAAAGUGCAUGGAGGGUGAAGGUAAAGAUCGCUUAUGGUCCGAGUGAUUGAAUUACACGAAUUGCACCACGACGGAUCGAGUAUCGGGGUGAGUUUCUUGGGCGAGCCGGUGAAGAGCGGACGACACCGGGGCUCGAAGAAUCUCCGUUGGUGAUCAUUGAAAGAGUGAGUAUUAUUUCAUGACGAUUGAGUGAGUUCCGAUUAACAUGUGGCCGCAGAGAGGACGGUGCGACCUCGGGGAAGACGUGCAGUGCUGCGGGUGUUGAGGAACUCGAACGUCCGCUCUUGAGCAGCGAUGAGUUCGAAAUUCAUAAUCGAUAGUAUGCUACCCAAGUACCAUCAGCAAUUUCACCAUCAGCAAUUGUUCAGCUCGACAAACCCAGCGUCGGUCCAGGCCUGCACAGCGAGCCCAGCUUCAUCCAGCCUUGAAUCGAGUCUGUCUGCGGCAGCCGCAGCGGCCGCGGCCGUAAACUACGCACAGCACAACUCACCGUCACCGACGGGCUCGAGUCCUCAGCACUCGGGGAGUUCAGCCUCGACAUCGCCAGCGGCUCGAAGCAGUUCCGCAAUGUAUCCUUACGUCAGCGCGGCCGCUGCCCACCACCACCAUCAGCAGCAGCAGGCCGUCGCGGCCGCCGCUUUUGGGGCCACGUCAUCCAUGGUGCCAGGGUUCGGCUCGUCGGCGGCGUCGAGCGCCGCCUUGGCCGCGGCUGCGGCCGUAGACGCGGCGACGGCCGGCGACAAGUCGUGCAGGUACACGGCUAGCCUGGCCGGAAACGUCGCACCGUCGGCCGGCGACCCCAUGGUCAACUACACCCUCGGGCACCACCACCAGAACGGCGGGACACCCGGAAGUCUGGUAUCCUCGGCCUCCGCAUCGUCCGCGGUUUCCGCAGCCUCCGCUUCCAUGGCGGCUGCGGCCCAGUUCUACCACCAGGCCGCGGCGGCUUCCGCCGUCGUCGAUCCUCUCGCCUCGUGCCAGCAGCCCACCACCGGACAGCCAGGCAUACCGGACAUUCCGCGAUAUCCAUGGAUGUCCAUUACCGAUUGGAUGAGCCCCUUUGACAGAGUCGUGUGUGGUGAGUAUAUAGGCCCGAACGGGUGUCCGCGACGCAGAGGGCGACAGACCUACACGCGGUUCCAGACGCUGGAGCUCGAGAAGGAGUUCCACUUCAACCACUACCUGACGAGGAGGCGGCGGAUCGAGAUCGCGCACGCGCUCUGUCUCACCGAGAGGCAGAUAAAGAUAUGGUUUCAGAAUCGGCGAAUGAAGCUGAAGAAGGAGCUGCGAGCCGUGAAGGAGAUAAACGAACAGGCGAGGCGCGAGCGGGAGGAACAGGACAGGAUGAAGCAGCAGCAGCAGGAGAAGCAGGCGAAAAUGCAGCAGGAACAGCAGAACGCCCUUCAGCAUCAGCAGCACCACGUCACCGGCCUCGACAAGGCCCAGAGCGACCUCCUCAAGGCGGUCAGCAAGGUACCGACAUAGAACGAGAUCGCGACUGAGACACCGAACGCCGCCCCGAGUCUGCAGCGAGAGUUAUUAUCAUUUUAUCGUUUUCACACGUACGACGCACGCGAAUAGCCGCGCUUGCGUCGCGCGUACGUUACACGCGUUACAUUGCGGGGAAUGCCGCGUCUGGCCGACUGCGAGCAUCCAUCAUCCCACAUCAACUGCGGCGACGACGACGGCAACGACUAUAAGACGACGAUUAUGAUAACGAGUGAAACCUUACACCCACAACUACGUACUUACCUGGCCGGUCCCGAAUUACUAACAGCACCGUGCGCGAAAGUAGCGCGCGUGUUUGUCUAUUUGAAGGGCCGCCGGAGCCUGACUGAUAUUCCUUGUAGAAUGUAGAAUUUUGUUGAAAUCGGCAGAGACGCGCGGCGAAUUAUUGAGGAUUGACGAGAAAUCGGGAUCUAGGGAAGAAGAGGAAUAAAAAUAU